Messenger RNA from Gossypium raimondii (Peruvian cotton), 1401 nucleotides. Its product is annotated as probable protein phosphatase 2C 39. NCBI's taxonomy places the organism in Eukaryota, Viridiplantae, Streptophyta, Magnoliopsida, Malvales, Malvaceae. Gene Ontology annotation, cellular component: nucleus; cytosol. The transcript is spliced from 5 exons. The coding region runs from base 278 to 1141 and encodes 287 amino acids. Gene Ontology annotation, biological process: protein dephosphorylation. The record is from RefSeq and is a predicted model, not a curated record. Gene Ontology annotation, molecular function: protein serine/threonine phosphatase activity.
AAGAAGAAAAAAAAGAUGGGUCAUAGGGAAAUGUGAAGAACGCGUCAUGUAGUUAAAGCAAAGAACGCGGCGUAUGAUCGGAUGACCCUUCUUCAAUCUUACACUUACUUUCUUUGUCUCCCCCUCUUGUUUCUCACUUACAAUCUCACUUUCUUUCUUUUUUUUUCCUUCCUAUUUUUGGCCUUCUCUUGGCCACUGUGUCUUCUUUCAACAACAAACAACAUAUAUAACCAUAUUAUAUACAUACAUACACAAGGUCUUUCCUUCUAAGGAAGCCAUGACUGGCAAAGAAAUCCUCCACAAGAUGAAGGAGAAAGUUCAAGAAAAAGUAGGCUUAAACCCUUCUAAUAAUGCUGAAUCUGGAAAAGGGAAGAGUAAGAUGUCGAAGAAUAUAACACAUGGUUAUCAUUUAGUGAAGGGGAAAGCGAAUCAUCCAAUGGAAGACUACGUUUUCGCGGAGUUUAAGCAAGUCAAUGGCAGUGAGCUCGGUUUAUUUGCCAUAUUCGAUGGCCAUUUGAGCCAUGUUAUUCCCGAUUAUUUGAAGGCGAACUUGUUUAACAAUAUCUUGAAUGAGCCCGACUUUUGGACGGAACCAGAGAAUGCGAUUAGGAAAGCGUAUCGUUUAACGGAUACAAAUAUAUUGGAACAAGCCAUUGAUUUGGGCAAAGGGGGUUCAACGGCUGUGACAGCAAUAUUGAUCAACUGCCAGAAGCUGGUAAUAGCAAAUGUUGGCGAUUCCCGGGCUGUGAUUUCUAAGAACGGCGUGGCUAAGCAGCUUUCAGUUGAUCAUGAGCCCGCUUCUGAAAGGGAGAGCAUUGAAAAUAGAGGCGGUUUUGUUUCGAACUUUCCAGGGGAUGUCGCGCGUGUUGACGGCCAGCUUGCGGUGGCGAGAGCAUUUGGUGACAAGAGUUUAAAGAAACAUCUUACUUCGGAGCCAGAUGUGAGCAUUGAAACAAUCGAUGAUGAUACCGACCUCAUAAUAUUGGCUAGUGAUGGUUUAUGGAAGGUAAUGUCAAACCAAGAAGCUGUCGACGCUAUCAAAGGCAUUAAGGAUGCUCGAUCUGCUGCAAAGCACCUAACUGAGGAAGCUGUUAAGAGAAACAGCAAGGAUGACAUUUCCAUCAUUGUUGUAAAAUUUUAGUGAUCUGUAAGUGUGGCAACUUCACCUGUUUCCGUAUGAUAACGAACUCUUUUUUGUACCUUUCUUAUGUUGGAUAGAAUGUUAUGCAUAUUUUGUGUGGUGUCCUAAGCUUUCUAUACAUAGGCAAACUGUAAUGAAAGAAACUAAAGUUGAAUUUGUAGAAUUGGAACAUAAUAUUCUACCAAGCUUUCAAUCGCUUUAGCGGUUCAGCUGAUUGGAUACCUAAUCUGCCAUGAAAUUUCAAAUUUGUUCUUGAACAA